Molecule: messenger RNA, 1683 nt
Organism: Suncus etruscus (white-toothed pygmy shrew)
Lineage: Eukaryota; Metazoa; Chordata; Mammalia; Eulipotyphla; Soricidae
Gene: LCTL
Product: lactase like
Exons: 13
Coding region: 1-1683 (560 amino acids)
Biological process (GO): carbohydrate metabolic process
Molecular function (GO): beta-glucosidase activity
Source: RefSeq, a predicted model, not a curated record
AUGAGACCAGCGUGGUGGGUCCUCCUUUGGGGAGUGUUGCUGCUGGCAUAUAUGUUGGAAGCUGCCAAGCCAGGACUGCCUGAAGACACCUUCUAUUACGGGACCUUCCCACGAGGAUUUUCCUGGGCUGUCGGGAGUGCUGCCUUCCAGACGGAGGGUGCGUGGGACCAGGAUGGGAAGGGGCCCAGCAUCUGGGAUAAUUUCACAAGGACCAUGGCAGGUGGGACCCAGGAGGCUUGCGACAGCUACUAUAAGGCCCAGGACGAUGUGGCCUUGCUCCGGGCUCUGCGCGUCAGCCAUUACCGAUUCUCCAUGUCUUGGCCCAGGCUCCUCCCCACAGGAGUCCGAGCUGAGCAGGUGAAUGAGAAGGGGGUUAAGUUCUACAGCGACUUCAUUGACGCCCUGCUGAGGAACAACAUCACCCCAAUAGUGACCCUGCACCACUGGGACCUCCCGCAGCUGCUCCAGAUCAGAUAUGGUGGCUGGCAGAAUGCAAGCAUGGCUACCUACUUCCGUGACUAUGCCAAUCUGUGCUUUGAGGCUUUUGGGGAUCGGGUGAAGCACUGGAUCACUUUCAGUGACCCUCGGACAAUGGUGGAAAAGGGUUUUGAAACCGGAGUCCACACUCCAGGUCUGAAGCUGCCGGGCACAGGCCUUUAUCAGGCCGCACACCACAUCAUAAAGGCCCAUGCCCAAGCCUGGCAUUCUUACGAUACCUCAUGGCGCAGAAGGCAGCAAGGGCUGGUGGGGAUUUCCUUAAACUGUGCGUGGGGGGAACCUGUGGACAUCAGUAACCCUAAGGACGUAGACGCUGCUGAGAGAUACCUACAGUUCUGCUUGGGCUGGUUUGCUAACCCCAUUUAUGCUGGUGAUUACCCCCAAGUCAUGAAGGACAGCAUUGGAAGAAAGAGUGCAGAACAAGGCCUGGGUCUGUCAAGGCUACCUGUGUUCUCACGCCAGGAGAAAAACUUCAUUAAAGGCUCAUCUGAUUUCUUGGGACUGGGUCACUUCACUACCCUGUACAUCAUGGACAGAAAUAGCCCCUCACGCCAUGGGCCCAGCUACAAGAACGAUCGUGACUUGGUAGAACUGGCUGAUCCAGAGUGGCCCAAGUUAGGGUCCACAUGGCUCCAUUCUGUGCCAUGGGGGCUCAGAAGGCUCCUCAACUUUGCUCAGACUCAGUAUGGUGACCCUCCCAUAUAUGUGACAGAGAACGGAGCAUCUCAGAAAUUUCAGUGCACUCAAUUAUGUGAUGAGUGGAGAAUUCGGUACCUUCAGAGCUACAUAAAUGAAAUGCUAAAAGCCAUAAAGGAUGGUGUCACUAUAAAAGGGUACACCGCCUGGUCUCUGCUGGAUGACUUGGAAUGGGAGAAAGGAUAUUCAGAAAGAUAUGGAUUCUUCUACGUUGACUUUAACAACAGAAACAAGCCACGCUAUGCCAAGGCUUCCGCCGAAUACUACAAGAGGAUCAUCACUGCCAAUGGGUUUCCCAAUCCCACAGAGGUGGAAAGUUGGCACCAGAAAGCCUUGGAAACAUGCAUUGUCAAUAACCAGAAGUUCAUUGCUGAGCCUUUGAGAGGUCACAUGCAGAUGGUGACCGAGAUCGUCACCCCAACUGCCUGCACCCUCUGCGUACUGCUCGCUGCAGUGCUCCUCAUGCUCCUCCUGCAGAAACACAGCUGA